Molecule: messenger RNA, 630 nt
Organism: Daucus carota subsp. sativus
Lineage: Eukaryota; Viridiplantae; Streptophyta; Magnoliopsida; Apiales; Apiaceae
Exons: 2
Coding region: 1-630 (209 amino acids)
Source: RefSeq, a predicted model, not a curated record
AUGGAAGUAGCUUAUCGCACUCGUUUAAUGGCAACUUUGGAUGUGACUUCUAUUUUAUUGCGACAAGGUUUGUCUUUUCGUGGUCAUUAUGAGUCCUCGGCUUCUAAUAAUAGAGGAAAUUUUCUUGAGUUUCUUGAUUGGUACAGUGCUCGAAAUGAAGACCUUGCAAAAGUUGUCUCUAAAAACGCUCCUGGAAAUAAUCAAAUGACUGCUCCUUCCAUUCAAAAACAAAUGGCUAAUGCUUGUGCUACAGAGACUACACUUGCAAUCUUGAAUGAUAUUGGUGAUAAACUAUUCACUAUUUUGGUGGAUGAAUCUCGUGAUAUCUCAGUCAAAGAGCAAAUGGCUGUUGUUCUUCGAUAUGUUAACAAUCAUGGAGAAGUUAUUGAGCGCUUUUUAGCUGUUGUUCAUGUAGCUGAUACUUCAUCAAUAUCUUUAAAAGAUGCCAUUGAUGCCUUAUUUGCGAAGCACAACUUAUCUUUGUCUAGAUUGAGAGGUCAAGGCUAUGACGGGGCUUCAAAUAUGCGAGGACAAUUUCAUGGACUAAAAUCUCUAAUUUUACAAGAAAAUCCAUUUGCUUGGUAUGUUCACUGGUUGACCGACUUCGACAGAGCCAUCAUGAUCGAAUAA